UCAGGAAUCAUGAGCUUUCACCAAAAACAUCCUCCCCCUCCCUCUGAAGGAGUCGCUGCGCCCUCCUGUGGUGACAGGCAGAAGUUACAGGCGUGGGUUAACACGCAUGUGUGUUGAGCAAGGUGAGUGUGUGUGAGUGUGUGUGCUUGGGUGUGAACGGGGUGACGAAUUCAGAAAGGCACAGAGAAAAAAAAGAAGAAAACUCCCCUGAACACUGAAAACCUGAGCGAGCAGGAACAGGCAGCUCAUUCGUCCAGGUCACACUGAACAACAUGGACACAGACAAGAAAACCUCGACUCUGAGAGAAGGAUUCCUGGUGAAGAGGGGUCACAUUGUGCACAACUGGAAGGCGCGCUGGUUUGUGUUGAUGCCAGACAAGCUGCUGUAUUACAAGUACGAGGGAGGGAAAAGAGACUCAUGUCAGCGAGGGAAGAUCCUGCUGAAGGACUGUGUGCUGACUUGUCCUUUUCUGGACUGUGAAAAUCGGCCGCUGGUGUUUAAGCUCCAGACAGUAAACGGAGUGGAUCAUUUCCUGGAGGCUUGUUCCCGAGAGGAGCGAGACGAGUGGGCAGCUGACAUCACGGCUGCCGUCGACCGGCUGCGGGCGGCUGAUGGUGGGAAGAUGACGAACCAGGAAGAGCCUGAUGGUUCCCAGUUACACAACAUUGAUCUCAGCAAAGUGUUGGACUCCAUGUACGACGUCCACAGUGGAAUGAAGAUGAGCACUCACGUGGAGCAGGGCAGCAGCUACAGCAACUGUUUCUCAGGUUCAGCCGUGGUGGACUGGCUGGUGUUCAUGCAGCUGGUUCUGACCCGUGUGGAGGCCGUGACGCUGGCCUCGGCCCUGCUGGAGGAGGGUUUCCUGCGCACCGUCGGCCUGAAGAGCGUGGAGGCCCUGCGCACCGCCGGGCUCAGCGAGCAGUUCAUGGACGACUCCACCGCUCUGUACAGCUUCUCUGAAAACUUAAAGAAGAGAGGCAGCGUGAAGGCGGAGACGUCGCUGUCUGCAGUGGAGCUGAGUGGGAAAGUGAUAAAGAGAGGAUUUCUGCUGAAACAGGGACACAGGAGGAAGAACUGGAAGGUGCGACUGUUUGUGCUGCGUUCAGAACCUGCGUUCCUUCACUACUACGAUCCCACCAAGGAUGACCUCAGCCCGGCGGGCGGCUUCUCACUGCGCAGCUGUCUGGUGUCUUCUCUGGACGAUAACGGCGUUCCCUCAGGUGUGAAAGGAAACAUUCAGGGAAACCUGUUUAAAAUCAUCACUCACUCAGACACACAUUACUUCAUCCAGGCUCCGACGCAGCAGGAGAAGAUGGACUGGAUCGACGCCAUCAGAGAGCAGACGUGAAGCAGCAGCUUCCUGUUCUGAAGGAGAGUCCAUUUACACAUUCCAUGAAUGUUCUGUAGCAACAGGGAGGGAGCGUGAGAUCUAAAUGAACGUGGCAACGGUUACGUAACAUUCCUGAUUCUGUAUUUUAAAGUUUCUACGAGGAUGAUUUGAGGCUUUUAAAAACUGUAGCAUUUCUCUUGUGACAUAUUCAGUUCAAUGUAAAUGGUUUUUUUUUUUAUGUGUUUUACAUGAUUUCUGUAACAUUAAAUAUAAACAUAAACAGCUUGAUACGCUUCCACACUCCAGUGCUGCAGAAAUCAUUUACUCCAGUGCUGAGCUACGGCUUCGAGGUGCUUGCUACUUCUGACGGUGAAAAUAACUCGUUCAUUUUCAGAUGAAGUGAUUCUGAUUUAUAUCUGACAGAAUAAAAUACAAUGUUAAUAAUCAAAUUAGUGGUUCGCACCUUUUUUUUUUAUUUUUACGAAAAGCAACAUGUGGUCCUCUGUCGACUCUUAGAUUUCUGUUUCCUCUAAACUUCAAAAAUGUUUUUAUUUCAGUAAGAAUUUGAGAACCAGGUUUGUACAGUUAUUCAAUAUUUCAAAAACAAUAUUUCACAUAUUUCUGCAGCAGAACUUUUUCUUGUUUCCUGCCCCGUCAAUUAUCUCAGGGGUGGAGUAUUUUCACUGGGUUUAUAGGGUACUUUUAUCUUUAAGUAAAGGAUCUGAUAGCAAGAGGAAGUGCAAGUACAGACAAGAAACGCCUGAGGAGGAGGUUGUCAGAGUCAUGGGGUUUGAGUGCAGGCCGGCUGCUGGAGGCGCUCCCUGCAAUAACAGACUGACACUCCCACUCAGCAAGCUGAGUCCAGCCUUUAUCUGAGUG
Messenger RNA from Seriola aureovittata, 2210 nucleotides. RefSeq names its product pleckstrin 2 (gene plek2). Gene Ontology annotation, cellular component: plasma membrane. The record is from RefSeq and is a predicted model, not a curated record. The coding region runs from base 273 to 1349 and encodes 358 amino acids. The transcript is spliced from 9 exons. NCBI's taxonomy places the organism in Eukaryota, Metazoa, Chordata, Actinopteri, Carangiformes, Carangidae. Gene Ontology annotation, biological process: actin cytoskeleton organization; intracellular signal transduction.